UGUCCCGCGUCUCUCCGGACUGAGCCCGUCACAGCACAUUUGAUCCCUGAUAGGAGGACACCAACACUGCAUCCCUCCCAUCCUCCUCUCCUCCACAGUCGUGUUUACUAAAGGUGAGAUAGGCCGUAUAAAUUCCUCGAGUGUGCGCAGAUCACAUCCUCAGAGGAGAACGGAAAAGGAGGAGGAGGGAAAACAGCAGGAAAACAAGCGAACCUAAGGGAGCGGAGCUGUGUUUACCGCUCACUGAGCGUAGACGCAUAAGACGCUGGCUUCCAGUCAUCCAGGGCGGAGAAACCUCGUUGGAUGCACCGAGAAGCAGGACGAGUGAGCGUAGAUGCUGACAAGACCCGAGAAAGGGAGAAAUAUUUGGUGAUUAGACUCAAUCUUUUAAAUUGGAAUAAGCGUUUGCAUUCGACAGCGAUGGAUUUCAGCUGUCGGCACUAAGGCUCCCAGUUCUAAAGUUCUUGUGACCUAAGGCCCUUAUGGCGCUUGUUCACGAAUCUCGUGCUCCCUCUCCUUCCCUGUCCGGCUUCAACACACCCCUCUCUGAUCCUCCAUCCUAUCGUCGCCUCGAUGCCGAAACACCCUGUACCCCAGAAAUGGACCUUACCCCGACCCAGUGUGUCCUUCGCAAUGUCCUAUCUAUAGACACCGGAGGAGCCGUAGAGCCCGAAGGUGGAGGGGGAGAGGGACAGAGCGCGGGGCACAACCAGACACCGGGCGAGGAACAACAGGAGCACUUUGCCAACAGCAUCCUGAAGCUCCACGAGCAUGACAGGAGUCCAGGAAGGACGGAGGGAGAGGGGCAGGAGAUGGAUAGCAGUGCAGUCAGGAACCAUACCUGUGACGCCAGGCUACAGUGCCAGUCUACUGGAGGGGGAGGAGGGUUUCUGGAAGGGUUGUUUGGGUGUCUGCGGCCUGUCUGGACUAUGAUCGGCAAAGCAUACUCCACAGAGCACAAACACGGCCUGGAUGAGGCAUGGGAGAUACCUUUUGAGGAAAUAUCUGACCUGCAGUGGGUUGGCAGCGGAGCCCAGGGUGCUGUCUUUCUGGGAAAACUGCACGGACAGGAAGUGGCUGUAAAGAAAGUGCGGAACAUCAAAGAGACCGACAUCAAGAACCUGCGCAAGCUCAAGCAUCCCAACAUUAUCACUUUCAAAGGUAUUUGUACCCAGGCUCCAUGUUACUGCAUCAUCAUGGAGUACUGUGCCCAGGGACAGCUGUACGAGGUGCUGAGGGCAGGCAGGAAGAUCCAUCCCUCACUGCUCAUGGACUGGGCCAUGGGCAUCGCUGGGGGCAUGAACUAUCUUCACCUCCACAAGAUCAUCCACAGAGACCUCAAGUCACCAAACAUGCUGAUCACUUAUGAUGACUCUGUGAAGAUCUCUGAUUUCGGCACGUCAAAGGAGCUCAGUGACAAGAGCACCAAGAUGUCCUUUGCCGGUACGGUGGCCUGGAUGGCUCCUGAGGUCAUACGCAACGAACCCGUCUCAGAGAAAGUGGAUAUUUGGUCAUUCGGUGUGGUGCUGUGGGAGAUGCUGACAGGCGAGGUGCCCUAUAAGGACGUGGACUCCUCGGCUAUCAUCUGGGGAGUGGGCAACAACAGUCUCCAUCUGCCUGUACCUGAUAGCUGUCCAGACAGCUUCAAACUGCUCCUCAGGCAAUGCUGGAACUGCAAGCCAAGAAACAGACCCUCCUUCCGACAGAUUCUCCUGCAUCUAGACAUUGCUUCCGCAGAUAUCCUUUCAACACCCCAAGAAACCUACUUCCAAUCUCAGGUGGAGUGGAGGGACGAGGUGAGGCAUCACUUUGAGCAGAUAAAGUCUGAGGGGACAUGUAUUCACAGGCUGGAUGAGGAGCUGAUCAAACGACGCAGGGAAGAACUCAGACAUGCGCUAGACAUCCGGGAGCACUACGAAAGGAAAUUGGAGAGAGCCAACAAUCUUUACAUGGAGCUCAACGCCAUCAUGCUGCAGCUGGAGAUCAAAGAGAAAGAACUGCACAAGAGGGAGCAGUCACUAGACAAGAAGUAUCCGGGCUGCUUCAAGCACCAGAGCUCCAGACAGUCAGCCUCCUCCAACUCUAUGGAGAAACUCAUGAAGAAACGCAACGUACCACAGAAGCUGCCCUCACACAGCAAGAGGCCUGACUUAUUAAAGUCAGAGGUCAUCCUGCCCAAACUAGACUCUUCCAUGACCCAGGUUACAAUCCCAAACAAGGGCUCUACCUCCCCGGGUCGCUCACGGCGAGGAAAGCCGCGCUACAGGAAGGCUGGUAAAGGCAGCAGUGGGGACUUGGCUCAGCUGAAAGCCACUCUAUCCUCUUCAUUAGCCAUGGUCAACUGCACCUCAUCUGUGCCCAGCAGCAAGCAGCAUUUAGACCCCAGUGCAGCUCUCAGGGGCCUGCAGCAUGAUCUGCUGCUCAAGAAGAUGUACUCCUCCAGCCCGGACCUCAUUUCAACCACAUUGGAGGCGGAGGACCGGAGGAAGGGCCAGGUCAGGACGGGGCUGGACAGAGUGGGCAGCCAGAGCGCCUCAGCCGGGCUGGGGGAGAGCAGAAGGACUGGCGAGACUGAGGAGGGGCCGGAUGUGGGUCUAGGGACUGAAGAUUUAGCAGGAACACCUCCACGCAGUGACACGCCCAGUGAAGAUGCAGCUUCCAUCCCUUUCUCCAGUAGCCCUGAAUCACCAUGUGGCAGAGGAGCAGCGGCGGGAAGAGCGUCUGUGCUAGGGAACCCCCGUGUUUCGCACGAGGGUGAGGAGAAGGAGGAAGGGACAGUCAUCACACGCUCACCAAGAAGUCAACGCCUCACUCCUGCAGCACUGCUUUACAGGGCAGCCGUCACACGCAGUCAGAGACGUGGAGUGUCAUCAGAGGAAGAGGAAGGAGAAGUGGACAGUGAAGUGGAGUUGCCAAGGAGACGGCGUCCCAUGAGCAUGACCAAGUGCCAGUCCCUGUCCACCUUCAGCUCAGAGAACUUGUCGGUCUCGGACGGUGAGGAAGGGAACACCACCGACCACUCCCACAGCGGCACACCGGACGUGGUCAGCACCAACACCGACGAGCGUCUGGAUGACAAGAGUGACGACCUGCUCUCCCAGGGCUCUGAGAUCCCUGCCGACCCAUCCGACCCGACCCAGCUGGGUUCUGACGGGAUGUCUGAGAAAGAAGCUAUUCUUCGCCAAGUCAAGACCCAGCUCGCUAGCAAUGAUCAUAACUUUGAGGGCCUGUAUGAUGACUCGGACUGUGACAGUGCAGAGCUGGAUCAUUCAGGCAGCGCAGACCCUGGCCAACCUCCAGCCAACUGGUGAAAAUCUCCCUAACCCACUCAAACUCCUGCAGAUCCGGCCUGAGAAUGUCUCUGUUAUUCUAACAGACCUUCAAAUGCAUGAGUCACGAUCAGGGACAUUUCAUUGACAGGGAAUGAAGGUGCAUCUCCGUCAUCAAAAGCAGGAAAACCAAACAAACCCUUGGUGAGUGUUCUCAGAACCCUGAUAUCCUUGGGGGUAGAAACAUAAAAUCCUUUUUAAUUUUAGAUAAAUGCGUUACAGUUGUGUGAAAUUGAUUUGGGACAAUAGCCGAGCUGAUGGAGCAACUGGCCCAGGAUCAGCUCUGCAAAGGCCUCAGUCAAAGAAGCCAUCCGCACUACUGAUUAUUUCUCUUUCAUCGUCCAUUUGUAUUUUUCUCUCCGUCAUGAAGAUGUGUCAUGUUAUAUCACACCAUGUAAUGAGAACAUGAUAAUAAGAUCCUAUCAGGGUGUCAUGAUAUUUAAUGUUCUAUUGUCAGCAUCACCGGGACAUACACUGAUGUUGCUGCUUGCACUUAUUUUAUGAAAUGUACUGAUUUCAUGAUCCCCGUGUCAUAUUGCUUUCCUCUCAACAUGUUAUGCAAUGACUAAUUUAUUCUUAUUUUACAGUGAAUUUAUUGACAUUCUUAAAACAAUGUUUACAUUUUUCAUUUGUGUUUACAUUUUUUGUUUGUGUUUUAGAUCAUGGAUUAUGUUUUCAUUUUUUUACUCCUUUAUUUUAAUAUCUAUGUAAAUAUGUGAUGUUGUAUAAUGAACAAAUUUUAAAAAUGUGAGAUUGUAUAAUUUAAAGGUGCUGAUGUUUCUAAUUAAGUGGCGCUACUCUAUUUGAACCUCAGAAAGCUUUUGGUAGUAGAAUGUACUGUAGCUGCUGUUCAUGUCCGAGCAUCGAAACACAGAUAAGAGUAACAUGUGAACAAAGAAAAAGCAAUAUGUCUGCUCUGGUGAAGUAUGUCCUGUCACAGGUCAGAAUAACCACAGCUGAGUUCAUUCAGGGCAGAUGGGCUUCUUUAUUAGUAUUUGAGUGUUUACUGUAUUAACAUGCAAAACCCUCUUGCCAUCUAGGGGUGUAUAUAGCAUCAGAAAAGCAUGCUUGUGAUGAAGUACUGAGAGCCUUUUGGUCACUGCUUGUGACGCGGAUCAUAUUGGAUCCAUCCACAGAGAAAAAGAUGCAACUAAAGACUGCAGAUUUAUGGCAGUCAUUUUAAGACUUGAGGCAUAUGGAUGACGGGGAUACAAAACACCAAAAUAGAUCUCAGAAUAACUGGAAAAUAUGAUUAUAUCUAUGGUUGUCUGUUUUAACUCAGUUAUGCCUGGCUUGUGGCCACGCUGUUUGCAGUGUACCAGCACAGAAAAGAGAUUGGGAGUUGUUCAUAAUUUCUGUAAAUUGAACUAUGUGGCUCGUCCUUUAGAUUCUAGUAUUAUUUUAGUGAGGAAAUCACAAAAAGACCACAGGACAUAUAACCUUUAGCUUGCUCAAAGCUGAAAAAUGUAGACCUCAAUUUAUGUAGACCAAAUCAGUGUCCACCACCUGCAAUAUGGCCAAUUUGACUUACUCUCUCCCUUAAUAUAGCAUUUUUCAACAGGGAAGUUUCAAAAGCACAUUAUAUAUGGUUUAUCAAUUUUUGAAAGAGCACUCCGACCUUGUCCUCACUUGCUGAAUUUUGGCCAAUAGAUGGUAAUUUGUUUACCUAUGUGCAAGGGCUCUUUCUUAACAGAUAAUACGAUAGAUAUUACUCAUGUUUUGAUGUACUUGUGUCCCUUGACUAGCCUUCUUGCAUGCAUGUGGUUCCAUCUGACUGUACAACAGCACUGCAGCCUAUUCCAUUAAUUCACGACUGAUCAGGUCUAACUCAAUAAGCUAGAAUUGGCAGCUUCCGUUUUUUAAUCUGGUGUUUUAAGAGAUUUUAAGAUAUUGUGCCCCCAAGAUUUAAAGAUAGAAACCCUCCUGCAGGAGAAAAUGUUGCCAAAAAGCAUAACUACUGCCCUCUAGUGUCUCAACUGUGGAGGUACUUGUUUUCCAUCAUGCUGAUUCAAACAACCCUGUAUGAACAAAAACGUUUGCUUUUUAUAUUAUUGUCACUGUACAAUAAAUAUAUUUAAGAAACAAUUUUAAAUAAAAUCAAACCUGUAACAUCUCAAAUCGUGGUUUUAGUAUCUUUCAGUGACAAAACUCAAGACAAGAAGUGGUUCGAGCAUUUCACAUCUUUAUUUCUGUAUUUUUUAAACAAUGUUGUGGCACCCAGGUCUACAGUCUCAAAAA
Molecule: messenger RNA, 5567 nt
Organism: Eleginops maclovinus (Patagonian blennie)
Lineage: Eukaryota; Metazoa; Chordata; Actinopteri; Perciformes; Eleginopidae
Product: mitogen-activated protein kinase kinase kinase 12-like
Exons: 14
Coding region: 483-3311 (942 amino acids)
Biological process (GO): JNK cascade; protein autophosphorylation
Cellular component (GO): cytoplasm
Molecular function (GO): MAP kinase kinase kinase activity; ATP binding
Source: RefSeq, a predicted model, not a curated record